Manacus vitellinus (golden-collared manakin) is the source of this 1628-nucleotide messenger RNA. RefSeq names its product MORN repeat containing 4 (gene MORN4). The coding region runs from base 108 to 548 and encodes 146 amino acids. The record is from RefSeq and is a predicted model, not a curated record. NCBI's taxonomy places the organism in Eukaryota, Metazoa, Chordata, Aves, Passeriformes, Pipridae. The transcript is spliced from 4 exons.
AUGAGGAGAUGCAGGGGCUCUCGGCAAGCUAGACUGCUCUCCCUGCCCAGCAGCUCUCUGUGCCUCUUCCCGCCAGCUCUUGCCCUGCUUUGCCGGAGGCUGUUGCCAUGACACUGACUAAAGGCUCCUUCACCUACUCCAGCGGGGAGGAGUACCGCGGCGAGUGGAAGGAAGGUCGCAGGCACGGCAUUGGGCAGCUGACGUUUUCCGACGGCACCGCCUACGUGGGGCACUUUGAGAACGGGCUGUUCCACGGCUGUGGAGUGCUCACCUUCUCUGACGGCUCCAGAUACGAGGGGGAGUUUGUGCAGGGCAAGUUCAAUGGCGUUGGAGUCUUUACACGCUGCGACAACAUGACCUUUGAGGGCGAGUUCAAAGGCGGGCGUGUGUACGGCUUCGGUCUCCUGACCUUCCCUGACGGCUCCCACGGGGUGCCCCGCAACGAGGGCUUCUUUGAGAACAACAAGCUGCUGCGGCGGGAGAAAUGCACAGCCAUCAUCCAGAGGGCCCAGGGUGCCUCCAAGUCUGCCCACAACCUGACAGCAUGACGGUGCCCCACAUCCCCUUCCGCCAGAGCAGGGACCCCUCUACUUGGGCACUGGCUGGCCCUGCUGGCCCUGGAGCAGGGAUGUGGCACUGCUGGGUGCCUCCUUGCCCUUUGUCCCCACCAAGCAUCCUCCUGCCAAACCCCUGCUGCUGGAGGGGAUGGGACCCUCCGCUCUCCACCCAAGUGCCCCGGGGCAGCCAUGGUGCCUUCUCUUUCUGGCUGUAGCCCUGGCACCUGCUGGAGCAGCAGGAGGGCAGGGUGGUUGGAGCUUGGCCUCUCUGUCUCCCAGAAAGACUGUGGACCACUAGGGCUGCAAACCUGCUGCAGAGGAUGGAGCAGUGGGACAGGGGCUGGUCCCUGACCCCACUGCCAGGGUGCCUUGGCUGGGAGCUGCUUGCUGGACAAUGUGCCCCCAGAGGGGCAGUUCCUGGCUUGCUUCGCUGCCCUGGUCUGGAGGCAGGAUGGGUACCCUGGGCACGCUGUGGUCUGUACCCUCAGUUCUGGGUGACUGGCCAUCCCCCUGCAUGCCCUGGGUAGGGUGGCAUGGUGUCUCGGAAGAACCCAGCCUGCUCUCGAGGCCAGCUGAUUCCCCUCAUCCCUGUGUUAAUCCGCCUUACCCACUGCCUUGGCGACACCAGCAGCAGCAUCCCCACCUAGGGGGAUGGGGAGAUGCCCAGCCUGGCUCAUAUCUGCUGCAUGCUCGUGGAGGGUGGGAGCAAGGAGCAGGGUCAGCAGGAGCCUGGUAUGAGGGUCACAAGCAGGGCUGAGUGGGGUGGCAGGACUGGAGCAGGGGGCCUGGGCAGGGUGGAAGGGUAUAGAGGCAUGGCGAAGGGGCAGGCAGGGGGAACGCAGCUCCCCAUUUUGCCCUCCACAUGCAUCCUUCAUCUCUCUGCUGCAUGCUCACCUUCACCCUGGUGUGGUCCGGCUGGCUGUGGUGCAGGGGUCCUGGAAGCCCUCACUGCCUGGUGCGGGGCCGCAGGGGCCAUACCCUCCCUGCUGGUCUCUGCCCACACCGGUCCCGUGCCUUGCCGUGACCCUGCCUUGUGCUGCUGCCUGCACGGGCCUCAGCUGAGUAAACCAU